Molecule: messenger RNA, 1905 nt
Organism: Megalobrama amblycephala (Wuchang bream)
Lineage: Eukaryota; Metazoa; Chordata; Actinopteri; Cypriniformes; Xenocyprididae
Gene: mogat2
Product: monoacylglycerol O-acyltransferase 2
Exons: 6
Coding region: 411-1439 (342 amino acids)
Biological process (GO): diacylglycerol biosynthetic process; triglyceride biosynthetic process
Cellular component (GO): endoplasmic reticulum membrane
Molecular function (GO): 2-acylglycerol O-acyltransferase activity; diacylglycerol O-acyltransferase activity
Source: RefSeq, a predicted model, not a curated record
CAGUGUUUUGAAAUCUGCCAUCUUAUAUCUGGUCUUAUGGCAUUUCAUAAGUAUUUAAUUGUAGAUUAUUUAAAUGAAGAUUAUUACUUAGGCCUAAUAUAAAAUGACAUCAUGAGCAUGUCAGGACUCACUCAAAAGCUACUUUUUUUUUUUUUUUUGAAUUAAUCCAUUCUUUUCAUGCACAUAUUGUAAGGCCUAAUUUUGCACAGCUCUUUGCCUCUGGGGUCAAAAGUCUCAUUGGUGUAAUAUCAAGGUAUUCUUGGGUGAUAAUCCUAUCACUUGCAGUGUAUGAUCAGAUAAGGUGGUAGUAGAUGAAAGGAGGAGGGGAGCAGGCCAAGACAUGGUGUCAGACUUUGACCCCCGAGUGGAAGUCCUAGCACUGUGCUGAUCUCUCAGCCUUACGCCGGCUCAUGCCGUCUUCUGGCUUAGACAUGAAGAUUUGUUUUGCUCCGGCUGAUGUGCCUUUGGUUAGGAGGAUCCAGACUGCUGUCGUAUUGCAGUGGGUCUUCUCUUUCCUGGCCCUCGCCCCCUGCUGUAUUGUGUUGUUCCUCUUCCUGCUCUUCACUCGAUUCUGGCUCAUCAGUGUGCUCUAUGCCACCUGGUGGUACAUCGAUUGGGACACGCCUUCACGAGGAGGUAGAAAAGUGCCCUUUCUGUGCCGAAUGCGCGUGUGGGAGUACAUGAGAGACUAUUUCCCCAUAAAGCUGGUGAAGACAGCUGAUCUGGACCCUAGGAAGAAUUAUGUGCUGGGCUUCCAUCCUCAUGGUAUUCUUGUGGCUGGUGCAUUUACAAAUUUCUGCACGGAGGCAACAGGUUUUAGACAACUCUUCCCUGGGCUGAAAAGCAACCUUCUUAUGCUGCCUCUCUGGUUCAGAGCCCCCUUCUUCAGAGACUACAUUAUGUGUGCAGGCCUGGUUCCAUCAGACAAGGAGAGUGCCAGCUAUCUGCUCCGGCGGAAGGAAGGUGGGAACGCUGUGGUCAUUGCAGUUGGUGGUGCCCCUGAGGCUUUGGAUGCCCACCCUGGUGAACACAUUGUUCACCUAGCCAAUAAGAAGGGCUUCAUUAAGCUUGCAAUAGAGCAUGGUGCAGAUUUGGUUCCUAUAUAUUCAUUUGGAGAGAAUGAGUUAUUUGACCAGGUUCAGAACCCUCGUGGCACCUGGCUGCGAUAUAUUCAAGAACGUCUGCAACGCAUUAUGGGCGUUUCUCUGCCCCUCUUCCAUGCACGAGGUGUUUUCCAGUACAGCUUUGGCCUAAUGCCCUACAGAAAGCCUAUCAGCACUGUUGUGGGUAGGCCAAUCCCAGUAGAGAAAAAUGAGAAACCAACAGCAGAAGAAUUGGAUGUGUUUCACCAGCGCUAUAUGGAUGAACUCACCCGCCUGUUCGAGGAACACAAAGGAAAUUAUGGAGUACCUGAAGACACACACCUGGUGUUCCAGUGAGAGUAUCACUGAAACAACUCUGUGUGUGUGUGUGUGUGUGUGUGAGAGAGAGAGAGAGAGAGAGAGAGAGAGAGAGAGAGAGAGAGCUGUGUGGUGUCAAUUUCAGUGGUGUGUUGUGAGCAUUUAAAACAUAGUUGUUUUGCUAUAUAAUGUCAGUUGUUAAAAAUAAUAUCAGCAUUAUAUUUUCCUGAUAAAUUACAACAUUACAGUUACAAUCAUUCGGCUGUACUUUAAUUUGUAAUUUACAGCAGUUCAACAUUGCAAAAAAAAUUUUUUCAUGUAAAUUCAAAUUCACAUGCUUCAUGUUGUAACAUCUAGAUUAACUGAUUCUAAGUCAGAAAUAUUAUGUAAAAUAGCAAAUGCAACCUGACUUCAUUAACUUCACUUCAACUUUUACAGUGUAUUUUCUAUUGUAUGUGCUUUAAAGCACAAGUGUCUGAAUAAAUCUACACCAGUUUUACUACUC